AUGGAACCAGUCUUAUUUAAAGAAAAGUUUUUUGAUUGGCCAGAUUUAUCUCGAAUAAUAAAAGUGAAGAGUCAAGAAACUGAUGAAAGCAAGUCUGAUGAAGUACUUAAUUUGAAGCCGUGCAAUACCAAAGAAAUGAUCGAACAGAAACCACCAGAACCUGAUCUCGUCCUGGAAGGAAGUCAUCUUGGACGAGGAACGGAAUAUUUUGAUUCGGCUGAGCGAAGACAUUAUGAAAUUACAACGUUGGCAAUAAAAAUAUGGCAUAUUUUAGAAUACGAUCAUAAUCUCCUACCAGAAUUGAGUUACGGACAAUUUCACAAUGGAGAUACGUAUGUUGUUAGAUGGCAAUAUAUGAUAACGCAGACAGGUAGAGAUUUGUCAGGACAAAUGUCCAGACAUUCGUUUGUUGGACGUGAAAGGUGUGCUUAUUUCUUCUGGCAAGGAAGUGAAUCCACAAUAACAGAGAAAGGUGCAUCUGCCCUCAUGACAGUAGAACUGGAUGAAGAAAGAGGACCACAGGGUCUGUCUGGAUAUGUUGGGCCCAUUCCUCCCCAUCUGGCAGUCGCAAUAUUAGGGUCUGCUGAACCCAUAAUGGGUUUGCAAAAAAAGAGCCCUCUUAGUGUUCACAGAACAGAUAGUUAA
Messenger RNA from Centruroides sculpturatus (bark scorpion), 645 nucleotides. RefSeq names its product supervillin-like. Gene Ontology annotation, biological process: barbed-end actin filament capping; actin polymerization or depolymerization; actin filament severing. Gene Ontology annotation, cellular component: actin cytoskeleton; cytoplasm. The record is from RefSeq and is a predicted model, not a curated record. The coding region runs from base 1 to 645 and encodes 214 amino acids. NCBI's taxonomy places the organism in Eukaryota, Metazoa, Arthropoda, Arachnida, Scorpiones, Buthidae. The transcript is spliced from 4 exons. Gene Ontology annotation, molecular function: actin filament binding; phosphatidylinositol-4,5-bisphosphate binding.